Aspergillus wentii DTO 134E9 is the source of this 849-nucleotide messenger RNA. Its product is annotated as oxidoreductase, short-chain dehydrogenase/reductase family. Gene Ontology annotation, molecular function: oxidoreductase activity. Bases 1 to 849 code for a protein of 282 amino acids. The transcript has 3 exons. Lineage: Eukaryota; Fungi; Ascomycota; Eurotiomycetes; Eurotiales; Aspergillaceae. The record is from RefSeq and is a predicted model, not a curated record.
AUGUCCGUCACAGACCAAGUCCACCUCGACAACUUCCCCAACAUCUUCUCCCUCGAGGGCAAAGUAGCCGUCGUCACGGGUGGCUCUCGAGGUCUGGGGUUACACGCUGCUAGUGGUCUCCUGCAGUCCGGCUGCGCAAAAGUCUACAUCACAUCCCGAAAGGGCCAGGCGUGCGAUGAAGCUGUCGCGGCGCUCAAUGCGCUCCCCAACAAACGCCCCGGUGCAAAGGCCAUCUCGGUGCCGGCUGAUAACUCGCGGAUGGACGAGUUGGAUCGGUUGGUGAGUGAGGUGGGCAAGACGACGGAUCAUGUUGAUAUCCUCUUUGCCAAUGCCGGGGCGACGUGGGGGGAGAAGUUUGAGACGCAUCCCGAGAAGAUGUUUUCCAAGGUGAUGGAUUUGAAUGUUAAGAGUGUUUUUUAUCUGGUGCAAAAGUUUACCCCCCUUCUGACGGCCAGUGCGACUCUGGAGUCUCCCUCGAGGGUUAUCGUCACCGGUUCUGUUGCAGGUAUUGGCAUCGGUAGUCUCGGCGAAAAUGCGACAUUCAGCUAUUCUACUUCCAAAGCAGCGGUGAUUCAUCUCACCAAGAACCUCGCUGUCGAGCUGGGCCCCCGUCAUAUCCUCUGCAAUGCCGUGGCGCCUGGUUUUUACCCGUCCAAGAUGGCCAGCGGAUUGAUCGAGGCACAGGGUGGCACCAAAUUGCUCGAGGAGAGCUCUCCGAACGGGCGACUCGGAAGGCCCGAGGAUAUUGCUGGCUUGGUGGUCUUCCUGGCAAGUCGUGCCGCGAGUCAUUUGAACGGCGCGGUGAUUGUCUCGGAUGGAGGCAAUGUAUUGACAAGGAGCAGAUUGUAA